Molecule: messenger RNA, 2918 nt
Organism: Sebastes umbrosus (honeycomb rockfish)
Lineage: Eukaryota; Metazoa; Chordata; Actinopteri; Perciformes; Sebastidae
Product: flavin-containing monooxygenase 5-like
Exons: 11
Coding region: 162-1823 (553 amino acids)
Molecular function (GO): N,N-dimethylaniline monooxygenase activity; NADP binding; flavin adenine dinucleotide binding
Source: RefSeq, a predicted model, not a curated record
AUUUAACUUUGGUUGUUGCCUUUUUAGGGCAGGGUUGAGAGAAAAAGCUAAGAGAAGAGACUGCGUCUUCAGUCACCGCCCCACAACCUAUAAAAGUAUGUGCUCAGGUUAUCAUCCUUUGACUUCCACAAGAAACCAACCUGCAAGGAUCAAGCUCCAUCAUGGUGCACAGAGUAGCAGUGAUCGGUGCAGGCCCCUCUGGUCUGACCAGUGUGAAGGCUUGUCUGGAUGAGGGCAUGGUGCCAAUCUGCUUUGAAAGCAGCGAUGACUUAGGAGGACUGUGGAAGUUCAAGGAAGUGUCGGAGCCAAACAGAGCCAGCAUCUACCGCUCCCUCACCAUCAACAUCUCCAAGGAGAUGAUGUGCUACAGUGACUUCCCCAUCCCUGCUGAUUACCCCAACUACAUGCACCACUCUAAAAUCCUGAAAUACUUCAGGAUGUAUGCGGAUCACUUUAAACUGAUGAAACACGUUCGCUUCCAGACCUCCGUGAAGAGUGUCAAACAAAGACCAGACUUUUCUCGCACUGGCCAGUGGGAAGUGCUGACAGAGAAUAAAGAUGGACUUCAGGAGAGACAUGUCUUUGAUGCAGUUAUCUGCUGCGCUGGCCACUACACCUACCCCAACCUGCCGCUCAAAGACUUUCCAGGAAUUGAGUCAUUUGAGGGAAAAUACUUCCACAGCUGGGACUACAAGGGGCCUGAGGACAUGUUCGGGAAGAGAGUGGUGGUCAUCGGCAUCGGUAACUCGGGAGGCGACAUCGCUGUGGAGAGCAGCAGAGUGGCAGAGCAGGUGUAUAUGAGCACUCGUCGUGGUGCCUGGGUCAUCCGACAGGUUUCCGACGACGGCCUGCCAGUGGACAUGAAGUACAACACGCGCUUUGUCCACAUCCUCUUCCAGCUGUUGCCCAUCAACUCCCUUAACUGGUUUGGCGAGAAGAAACUCAACGCCAUGUAUGACCACACCAUGUAUGCCCUCAAACCCAACCACAGACUCUUCAGUCAGAUCCCAGUGAUAAACGACGAUCUGCCUUUAAAGAUUCUGUCCGGGUCGGUCAUUCUCAAAUCAAACGUGAAGGAGAUCCGUGGCUCCACCGUGAUGUUCGAGGACGGCAGCACUGUGGAAAAUGUGGAUACGAUUGUGUUCGCCACAGGUUACAACUAUGAUUUCCCUUUCUUGCCGAGCAGUGCUAUUUACAAGUCCGGGCACCGCGUGGGUAUGUACAAGCACGUCUUUCCUCCCAACCUGGAGCACAACACUCUGGCUGUCGUGGGUUUCAUCCAUGCCCUUGGAGCCAUCAUGCCCCAGGCUGAAAUACAGGCCCGCUGGGUGGCACGUGUCUUCAAAGGACUUAAAAAGUUGCCCUCAAACCAGGCCAUGAUAAAGGCUGUCGAUAGGGACACCAAGGACAUCGCAAACACCUACAUAGUGUCAAAGUUGACACCUCUGCAGGUGGACUUUGUUACCUACAUGGAUGAGAUAGCAGGAGAGAUUGGGGUGCGGCCAAGUCUCCUCUGGCUCUUCUUCACAGACUACCCGUUGUUUAAGAAGGUUCUCUGGGGACCUGUCACCUCCUACCAGUACCGCUUGAUGGGACCAGGGAAAUGGGACGGAGCCCGCAGAGCAAUCUUCACCCAGUUUGAGCGCAUGUUCCAGCCCCUAAAAACCAGACAGAUGGUGACAGACGAGCCCUCCGUCACUGGCCGCCUGUUUAAGCUGAGCCUGACCCUCAUGGCUGGAGGAGCUGCCGUCUACUACGUCCACGUGCGCAACCCGACCGCCAUCCCCAACCUGCUGUCCAAAAUCCGUCCGCAGACAGUCUGAACACGCUGCAUUGAUCAGACGACGUGCAACAUGCAAACCAAAUACUAUAUGUACUGUUUCUAGAUCCCUUUAGAAAUCUAGUUCAGUAAACUUGUUGUGAUUAUGGGAAUGAUUUUAGGGGUCACUGUCUAAGCUAGAGGUAUUACGAUAUCUAUACAUUUAGUUUAUUUAAAUGCCUAAACAUUUCUCUUGAUAUGCAACUAUUUUACAUCAACAAAAUAUGGAAAUGUAACAUUGGUUUACAUGUAUCUACACAAUUGUUCGCUGCUAAUGAUUGCUGUCAGCGAUACAAUAUCCAAUCUUUGCAGUAUCCCAGUCAUAGUAAAUAUUGAAAAAUCAACACUGACUGAGAGUAGCUCCAUACGAUAUCCAGAGCAUUAAUAUAGCAGAAAACAACUAUUAUAACUAUGUAAAGAUAUAGAGUAGUAAUGUCUACCUGAGCAGAGGACGAAGUCCCUCUCCCUCUGUGUGUGUUGUAAUCUGAGUUUCUCUGUGCUUUGUUGACAUAGCCGGGCCGGCAACGCAUGUCUUUUAGUGCAUGUGAGCCAGCAGUGUAACAUAAUUGUGAUUGGCCCCAGUGCAAGUUUGUGCACGUACACACAUAACCACUCCAGACAAUUGCAAAGCAGACAAUUGCUGCUAUGCCACCAUGGAGAAGCUCACCAUGCACCUCCAAUACUGAGAGCCGUGCCGAGGCAAUAGAUAUGCUCUGAAUUCAGCAUUGAGCACCUUUAAAGUAUGAGAGAGGAUCCAAACUUGAGCGUCCAGUGUCAGAGUCACACACAUUCAUCCAUCAACAUUCACACCAUUACAUUUCCCUGCACUAAAUGAAAGUCACACCACUUCCUACAUUUUAAUGCAAAGUUGGAAAUUGCAAAUGUUUGCAUAUGAACACAACUGGCAGAAGAUAGAUUGGCUGAACCUGUGUUUUUAUUCCUUUGUAAUUUCUUUGUUGUCUGUUGAAAUUUACUGGAUUGUUAAAGGUCAAACAACACUAAGCUAACCAGACUUAUGUACGUCAUAUUUAACUUUAAGUCACAAUGUGAAAGAGUGUUUUUUCCUGUGUGAAUAAAUAAAACAUCUUUCUAAGAGCAA